CAUGUCGGCCGUGCCGCCCGCCGCCGCCUCAGGACCCCGGUUCGAGCCCCCGGCCGCCGGGGCGCCGGGCGGCAUCAGCGGCCCCCACGGCGGGGAGCGGCGGCGGCCCCGGGGCCCCUCAGAAAACGAAGAUGCAGCCCGAGAGACAGAGCUUGCGGAUCAGCCGGCGGAGUCCUCGGAGUCCAGCGCCUCGCAGCGCGGGUCGCAGAUUAGGUCGCCUGUGAGUGUCGGAGUGACAGAGGAUUCGAAGGAAGAAGGUUGCACUUUGAAGGACCAGGAAGCGGCUGAACUAGAAGAGAAGCUGCCUGACCAAACCCAGCCCACCAAAGAGGAAGCUGUUGUUCGAAUGACCAACUACCACAUACAUCAAGGAGGAGGGGAUAUAGUCAUGAUUCAGUCGGAUCACACUGGUGCUGUGGAUAUCCUUUCUGCUGAGCUGGAGACUGCAGACCUCCUUGGGGAGCAGAGGAAAGCUCAGCCUCCCCCUCUGGCUCCACCCACUACGUGGACCAUGGGGAAGAUGAAGGAAUUCAAAACCAAGGUGGGAAAGGAGAAGAAUGCUAGGAUGGUGGUGAAGCGAGGUGAGGUGGUGACGGUCCGUGUGCCAACCCAUCCUGAUGGGAAACGUCUUUGCUGGGAGUUCGCUACAGAUGACUACGACAUUGGAUUUGGAGUCUAUUUUGACUGGACCACUGUUACUAGCACUGCCAUUACUGUUCAGGUCAGCGAAUCCAGUGAUGAGGAGGAUGAAGAGGAGGAAGAAGAAAUUGAAGGACUCGCCCCUGUGGGUGAUGUGGAAAGGGGCUCCAAAAGCUACCUGCGGAACCGCUACGGAGAGAUCAUGCCUGUGUAUCGAAGGGACAGCCAUCGGGAGGUGCAGGCAGGCAGCCACGACUACCCAGGCGAGGGCAUCUACCUGCUGAAAUUUGAUAACUCCUACUCUCUCCUCCGCAAUAAGACUCUCUUCUUUCAUGUCUAUUACACUAGCUGAAGGGAUGGGAAGGGGCAGGGAUGGCAGGCAGGCAGUACUGAGCGUGGCAGGCUGCCGCCCUGCCCUGGUACUCCCCGAUGGGCACUGCUGUGUGACAGAACCAAGGCACAACUCUGCCACCUCCUCUUCAGACACAACCUGGUUUCUCCUCGCAUCCUCCUUCCCAGCUGUCCCAGUGGAGAAAGGUGGCUGUGACUCUCUGGUUGUCCAUGGGCAGCUGUUCUUUCUGUAAAACUUCACAAGUCCUGCUCUGUGCGGGCAUCCGGCUGGGCCUUUGUUGUAGCCAGUAAAUGCCCGGAGGCCAGGUUCAGGUGGUCACGGUUUCGUUCUGUUGCACUGGUACGAAAUGAAGUCAAAAUAUUCUUGAUAUGUUACUGUUUUGUAAAUAGGUCUUUAGACUCUUCUGCUGCAUCUGGAUCACUAGAGGGCAGCUGUCAGCUGCAGUGAGCCAAAAGCAUGGCUGGCUUGUCUCCUAACCACUGAUAAUGUUAUCACCUACCGCCGCUAAUGUCACCAGCAGCCAGCGCUUCCUUCAUUCUCAUGGGAGGGGAUGCAGCAUGGCCAGUGGCAGCCAGGUCAUGCUAACAACAGCCAGCCCCAACCUACGGUAGGGUUAGGAUAGGGUGUGGGAGCUGUGGAGGAAGGCGCACACCUAGAAGUUCAUAGGAGGAUUUUCCUAUGGAUUAAGAUUUGGAUGUUGCAUCUGUUGAUUAUAGGGAUAUAAAAGUUAUGAUUAAAGCUCUGGUGACCACCAAAAGAUUUUUAUUUUUUUUCCCCUUCUGUCAUCCAGAUGUAAAACAGAAGAAAUGAUUUACUGCUGUGUUGAAUAAGUACAAAACGGCUAGGAUACAACCAAUAAAUAUACAGGAAAUGUUUCUCAGUAGCAGCAUGUUUGUUCACUGGUAUUGCUGCCAGCUGGAUAAUAGCAUAUGUAGCAAGGAAAAUGCUCCCCAGGGAAGUGUAGUUUGUCAGCUGCUAUUUCUAUUACAAAGGUAUUGUUGCAAAAGAGUAUCUCUGCUCAGAAAAUCAAAAGGGAUGGAAUUUAACCAAUCCUUUCUGUAAACCAGAAUCAGCUAGGCCAUUGCAAACCCUGGCCACGUGGCAAAGGAUGGAGUUCCUUGCCUGUUUUGGUGGCUAGCGAUGGCAUUAGUAAUCACUUUCUGCUCGAGUAUUGGCAGAGUUGAACAAGGAUUAAGUUAAUCCUUUGGAGAUUAAUUUUAAAUCACAUUUAUCUGUAAGUGGUGUUUAUUUUACUACUUUUAACUUAAAAUCGUGCUCUUUUUAAGAAUACUGCUGUAUUUACAUUUUGAUACCUCUUUGCAGGGACACAAAAUGGCUGUUUGCAUGGUGAUUCUAGUAGAGUUCUGAGUUUUAUUUUUAAAUCCUCCAGGUAAAGCACCUCUACUUGGUCCAUUCCUUCUAUUGAGAGGGAACGAUGGACAAAAUGAUUUUUGGGUAGUUAAAGCCAAAGAUUUAACUCUCCUAGGAGGGCUGCAUAUUUCCUAUUGAGGCUAUAUGGUAAUGCUGUGCAAUUUGCUCUAUAUUCAAGCUCUUCUUUUUACUAUCUCUGCGUACUUUUUCACUACCCCAGAGCACUUAGGAGGUCAAGAAGGUGUGAGAGAGAAGUUUACAGUGGAGCAGCCGGAGCUGGGAGCACAGGAGAAUGGAAACCAGAAGACUGGUUGGAUCACGAUUACUUUCAGGGUGAGCAGGCAGGGAGCAGAGCUGAUCAGGGUAAGCAGCAGAGCUGCUGCCACUCUGGGCCCUGUGAUGGAGGGAAAAGCAGUCACCUUUCUCAAAGGAGAGAGAACCUGGCACGAGGGGAACUGCAAAGCUGCAUUAUUCAAGUAGAGGGAAGCAUAGGACAAUCUUACAGGGAGGUAGAACAGUAGGAUUCGGUAUGUGCCAGAGUAAGGUGAUCUUUCAUUUAGCAGCCUGGGGAGGACUAUUCCUUCCUUUAGCCCCUCUUGGGGAGACAAAGGACCAUGCUACAGCCUUUGUACAGCACUUGAAUCAGGCCUGAGCAACUUGCAUAAGGUUCUCCCCUUUUUUCUUCUGUUGCCUAUCAAGUUCUUAGACACUAAGCAGAAGAUGACAGAAAAGGCCUUUUGGUCUGUCUGACCAAAAAUGUCAGUGUCACCCCGCUUGAUGACUGCCUUUGGUCCUUUCUGAUAUGAUCUGCAGGGUGCUGUGUGCACUUGCUGCUUAAUGUAUGAGGCACAGUCUGGCACCUGGUCCACUUUCUAAUUAGGAUUUUUUUUUAUCACAAAGGGAAUUUUGACCUGUACACACAUUAGAUUUUCUAGAAUUAUCGACCCUCAGUUAUACAACUUACUCUGUACUAGUGUGUUAUUACCACUAAAGAACUGUUGCCCCUAUAAUGUGGCCUCCAUAUUGCUAAUUCACAGCCACUUUCCCCCCCCACCCCCAUCUAUAUUUUGCUUAUAUCACGAUUCAAAAUACAUUUUGUCAUGUUGUAAGAGGUUAAUAAGGCCUGCCUCGCUACCAGUUCUGGCUCCUUCCCGAACCAAAUACUAUGUGCAAGUUACCAAGGUAUUAGUGGUUUUAGUGAAGAUAUAAGUUGCCUUGUAGAUGGUGAUCCGAUUGCUCAGUUCUAGCUUUCUGAAGCAUGGGACAACCUUUUAAUGAGGCUCAGGUCACUCGUUUGGAACUGUCCCCAUCUCCUAGUCCCACUGACCUAAGCUUAACAGUAGCAUUGAAUAUGGUACGUCAUCCCAAUCCGUAUGUGCCUGUCCUGCAAACACACUGUGCCCAUAAAUAGGCCUGCUGCAGUGGAACUGAAAGUGUUUGCUGUGUGUUAUUUUGAUACUUCGGUUUCCCAGAUGUAUCUGGUAUCUCUUAAGAACACAAAAUAGUUUUAGACAUGGAAUAUUUCAUCUGCAGGAAACAGAAGCUUCACAGUUGUACAGGAUAAUUGUUCUUUGUUUAUUCUUUAAUUUCCACAUUACGUGAAUAUGUUGUUUCUCAGGUAUUCAAAUACCAUUCAUUAUCCAAGUGACAACUUCUCUUUGGAAGGAUAUGUAGUCUUUAUUCAUUUUCUGAUAAAUUCACUAGCUUGGCUGCAUGGCUAGUGAUUAACAGCAGCCAUUCUUAUUCAAAAUUGAACCCACAGUUGGUUCAAAGAAGUAAUCUUAUUUCUCAUGUGUCUUUUUUUCUGCCUUCUGUGUCUCCUGGACUUGUAUCUAAUCCUGCUAUCUGCUGAGGCAGCGAUGGAAGCCCUUCUUAUUUUAAUUGGAGGCCUAUGGAACUAGACCUUGGGUCUAGAAAGAAAAAUGAAUUUAAAAGGCAGUUGCACUUCAGAGAGGGAAAUUAAUCUUCAAGAAAGGAAAAUUUCUUAUUUUUCUCCUGAAGGAAGAUUUCAGAUCAGUUUUAAAAAAUGUGUUUCUUCUUCCAGUAGAUUGUGUCUAGAAAUUCAAAAAGCUCAAUUAAGGGAUAAGCUUCUUUUGCAUUUUGCAAACAGUCUUUUUUUUUUUUUUUUAAAUUGGGUUUGCUUUUGUAAAAGCACGAAAUUGUUUUCCAUUUUGUUUCGAAUAUAAUUUAGAUCUAAAAAUAAGAUAUCAGUGUUCAGCCAGAGACAUUAGACAGUCCUGUAGCAUAGGACUUGCAUAAAAAUUAGGUUGUAUAAUUGUUUAUUUAUAAUAAUUGUUACAAUCUGUUGGACAUUUUUUGAUGUCAAAGAAGGUCAUAAGCUACCCAUUGUUUUCUCUUAUUUUCCCCCUUAGCAGUAGUGUAGCAGCAGGAGUUUAAAAUGUAUGCACUUCACUGAGGAGUUAAAAUUGCUUAAUCAAGGACCACGUUACUGAUUGAAUUUACUCACAAACUCUUUGGAGGCCUGCAAUAUGGAUUCAUGUGAAAGAUUAUUGGUGGCAGGCAUAGGCUAGUUGCAAAUUAAGGUUUGGGACCCAUUUAAUAGUUAUGUAAAUUAAUAUUGCUAACGAGCCGUUUACACAAACAGAUAAGAUGAAAAUGUGUGUUUAAAUCUAAGGAGAGAAAGAGCUUAGUUGACUGACUUAAGGUGCUAAGAUGAAAGUUGAGUUACUAUGCAACUCGGUCUAAAAGGUAGCCACGCUCUUUUCUUUUUGGCUCCCUCCUGUGCGCUUGUCUCCUUGUAACUGUGUGCACGUAACCGCGUACGGCCUGCAGUGGGGCCAGUUGUGCUGCUGGACCUGGUAGGGUGGGCUACAGGUGACCCUUGUCACACGUCCAGUUGCUGAAAGUAGUACUCAUUCUUGUGAGCUGAGAAUUGGGGUAGAGAAUGAAUCCCUAAAUGAAUUCACUUUUUUUUUUUUAACCCCACUGCUUAUACCCUUCUUCCUUGUCUCACUACCCCAACUAAAACAGCUCUAUAGAGGAGGAUUUAUCACAAGGUGCCUUAGGAGCAGGGAGCAUGUCUGAAAUAAGAGCCAUAGAUGUCAUUAAGCGAAGGGGUUUCUUCUCCCUGUUUCUCUGCCCGUUCAAGUACACGGGAAGCACUAACUAAGGUCAAGCAAGGAGAGCCCCAGUAGGCUGUUCCUGGAGAUUUAAGCUGUUUGUUAGACUGCCUUGUUGCUGUAAGAUGAGUAGUAAAAUUGUGUUUGAGUUUUCUGGCACCAUAGGAUCUUUGCCUUUGGAAAUCAUAUGCUGCUGUCAGAUAUUGGGGAACACCAGAGGACAACUCCUUUUGAUAUGCUGAUGCUAAGCCUGAGGACCAGAAAAACACUAGAUAGAUAGACAUAGAUAGCAUUCCUUGUGGCCAUUCACCAUUUUCCCUAAGAAGCAUCUGAAUCCAGUGCUGAGGGGUGUGUGCUUAUGUGUAUUGAGACCAGGUGAGAGACCAAAGCAACAAAGUUUUUAUGAUCUCCAAAUGGGAGAGAAAUUUCUCCAAUUCUCAUAUCUGGGAAAAAUAUUGGAUGUGAUGAUUAAUGUCAUGUAGAUGUAGCAGAACAUCUGAAUUGGUAGAAUGGAAAACUGUUAACCGAUCUUGUUAAAUAUGUUAGCUAAUUGGACUGUGAAAGAAGCCAGGAGUUGAGCUGGAGUCAAAGUGCUAAGUCAUCUAAAUAAGUGCAUUUGCAGUAAAUACAAACUAACUAUAAGGUUUUAGAGCAUACAUCAAACUGCAGAGUUCAAACACAUCUUGCUAGGAGGAGAAUUUUCUGUGGGACUAUUCCAUAUUUGCCUCCAAAGAGUCUCUGGCAUCUUAUUCUGAAACACUUGUGCUGUUGCAGCUGAAGACAGAUCAUCGAGCUGAGUGAACCUGACUCCACUUGACAUUUCUGUAUUCUGUUCUGAAUUUUACAUGUUGCUUUCUCAGAAGCACCAUCACAAGAAAUACGUACCCUUUAUCAGGCAGGGCGAGGAAGACUUCUGUGAUUUGUUGGUUAGGGUUAUCUAGUUUAAGCCCAUCUGGACUGGUGAGUCAAGUCCCUUACACAAGAAGCUGGAUGCCAAACCACUAAGUUCAGAGCUAAAGAGACUUUGCCAAGCAAAAUCCUUGAAGUUUAGGAACUGUUCUCAGAAACUAAAUAGUUGGUGAUGAUCUCUGUGCAACCUCCAGGAUGCCCAAGUGACUAACUGCUCACCUCAGGGUGAAACGAUCUGCUCUCAACUCGCUGCUCCAGGCUGAUAGCAUAGUCUUGCAAUGGAGAGUGUCUUGUAGCUGGUCAUGCUUUUUUUUUGCCUUUUUUUUUCCCCCAGAUGUAUAUUCUUGUGAACUGUAAUGGUUGUCUGUAAGUCCUUAUUUAUGUGAUAUAUUUAUGAUGUCCUGUAAUCUCAAAACUGAGUUCUCUGCAGCAACCUGUUGCUUUUCAUCUCCUCCCAAGAGAUGAUUUUUAAGUGGAGAACAGGAUAUUUUAACGAGAGGUGGCACUGACUCUCUCUUGCUGAAGGGCACAUGUGAAGAUAUAUUUAUAGCGUGCUUGCAUUCCUUCUGGGCUUGGUUUGUAUUGUUUAUAUUUAAUGUGUUGUGGCUGAUUUGUAAUAGUAUAUUGGAACUUAUUCCCUUUAAAUAAACUUUUCACUAUGCAAUCA
This is a messenger RNA of Cygnus atratus (black swan), 7018 nucleotides long. It is a transcript of the gene TMED8, whose product is annotated as transmembrane p24 trafficking protein family member 8. The transcript is spliced from 6 exons. Bases 2 to 991 code for a protein of 329 amino acids. The record is from RefSeq and is a predicted model, not a curated record. NCBI's taxonomy places the organism in Eukaryota, Metazoa, Chordata, Aves, Anseriformes, Anatidae.